Bipolaris zeicola 26-R-13 is the source of this 753-nucleotide messenger RNA. RefSeq lists its product as uncharacterized. Bases 1 to 753 code for a protein of 250 amino acids. The record is from RefSeq and is a predicted model, not a curated record. NCBI's taxonomy places the organism in Eukaryota, Fungi, Ascomycota, Dothideomycetes, Pleosporales, Pleosporaceae. Gene Ontology annotation, cellular component: membrane. The transcript has 2 exons.
AUGCCCGGCCAAUGGGACAGCAUUGGAGACCCUCGGUCGGAGGCGUCCAAGAGAAAGGACAUUGUUCCGCGCGGCGACUACAGGUCUUCACCUCCCGGAAAGCUUACCUUCUUUGUGCUCCGCAGCCUCGAACCUGUUCUCUACGGGCUGCCUGCGCAAACGGGUAUAGGGCUGAUCGAUGGCUUAGGCCUGUCGCCCUACCGGCUGGCCUUGCUCGCCAUGUCAGUUGGCUCGGUGGUCAAGCAGAACAUCUGGGUCACAACACUAUCUAGGGACCCGAUGACAGUAGGUGCGGCGGUUGCGAUAGCGAUGCUCAAUGCGGCGUCGAAUAGUCUGAGCACAUAUGCCUUUGUCACUUCUGUUUCGUCGGCCUCGAAUGAAGGGGACUUUCCACAGCCGGCGCUACUUAUUGGGAGCACGCUUUACGUAGCUGGUCUCUUGACGGAGCUUGUUGCGGAGAUUCAGCGCGCACGGUUUAAAGCUGAUCCAAACAACAAGGGUAAGGUGUGUACGGGGGGCCUGUGGAGUUUGGCGCGGCACAUCAACUACGGAGGAUACAUGAUGUGGAGAGCGGGAUAUGCAAUGGCCGGAGGAGGAUACGGGCUGGGUGCCUUGGUCGCAGCCUUUUGGGCCUGGGAUUUCAGCCAGCGGGCUAUUCCCGUUUUGAGCGAGUAUUGCGAGAAGCGGUACGGUGCGCAGUGGGAGUCAUAUAGGCAGAAGACGCCGUACAAGCUGAAUCCCUACGUCUAUUAG